This is a messenger RNA of Puma concolor (puma), 951 nucleotides long. RefSeq names its product olfactory receptor 52M1. Gene Ontology annotation, cellular component: plasma membrane. Gene Ontology annotation, biological process: G protein-coupled receptor signaling pathway. Gene Ontology annotation, molecular function: olfactory receptor activity; G protein-coupled receptor activity. The record is from RefSeq and is a predicted model, not a curated record. NCBI's taxonomy places the organism in Eukaryota, Metazoa, Chordata, Mammalia, Carnivora, Felidae.
AUGCUCACUUUUCAAAAUUCCUGCUCAGUACCCAGCUCCUUCCAGCUUGCCGGCAUCCCAGGGCUGGAGUCCCUGCAUCUCUGGCUUUCCAUCCCCUUUGGCUCCAUGUACCUGGUUGCCGUGGUGGGGAACAUCACCAUUCUGGCUGUGGUAAAGGUGGAGAAUAGCCUGUACCAGCCCAUGUACUUCUUUCUGUGUAUGUUGGCGGUUGUUGACCUGGUUCUAUCCACUUCUAUUAUGCCCAAACUGCUGGGAAUCUUCUGGUUUAGUGCUGGUGAUAUUGGCCUGGAUGCCUGCUUGGCCCAAAUGUUCCUCAUCCACUGCUUUGCCACAGUUGAGUCAGGCAUCUUCCUUGCCAUGGCUUUGGACCGCUACGUAGCCAUUUGCAACCCGCUACAUCAUACCACAGUGCUCACUCAUGCUAUGGUGGGACGGUUGGGGCUGGCUGCCCUCUUUCGGGGGGUACUCUACAUCGGACCUCUGCCUUUGAUGAUCCGCCUACGGCUGCCCCUUUACAAGGCUCGUGUAUCUCACUCUUACUGUGAGCACAUGGCUGUGGUCACCUUGGCAUGUGGUGACAGCAGGGUCAACAAUGUCUAUGGGCUAAGCAUUGGUUUUUUGGUCCUAAUCUUGGAUUCCAUGGCUAUUGCUGUCUCUUAUGUGAUGAUUUUCCGGGCCGUGAUGGGGCUAGCCACACCUGAAGCCCGACUUAAAACCCUGGGGACAUGUGGUUCUCACAUCUGUGCCAUUCUGAUCUUUUAUGUUCCUAUUGUGGUUUCUUCUCUCAUUCACCGAUUUGGUCACCAGGUACCUCCUCCAAUCCACACUUUACUGGCUAACUUCUACCUCCUCAUUCCUCCAAUCCUUAAUCCCAUUGUUUACGCUGUCCGCACCAAGCAGAUCCGGGAGCGGCUUCUCCAAAUGCUGAAGACAGAAACUAAGUUCAAGUGA